UAUUUUUUUAAAAAAAAUAAAAAAAAUCUCACUCACCCAAAUAUCUAAUCCUUUUGUAUACAAGUCACCUCUUUCAAGUACCCAAGAACUUGAACAAAAAAAAAUGUCAAUUUUAGCACCAAAUUCCCAAAUUCUAUAUAGAGAAAUCCACAAUAGAGAGCAACAUCAUCAGUUUUUGAACAAUGGGGUCAAUCUAAACACUCUAAAAUCAUAUGGAUUUUGCUUUGUUGAUAAAAGAAGAAGUGAUUGGAAGCAAACAAUAAAGAGGGAGUUUAGAAUUCAUGCUUCUUGGCCAGAUUUGUCAAGACCAUCUGCUGUUGAAAUGGAGCCUAUUGAGAAUGUUGAACAACUUGAUCAGAUUUUAGCUUCUGCUAAAGAACUAUCACAACCUAUCAUCAUUGAUUGGAUGGCUGCUUGGUGCCGGAAAUGCAUAUAUUUGAAGCCUAAAUUGGAGAAACUUUCAGCUGAAUUUGAUACCAAACUCAAAUUCUACUAUUGUGGAAAGAUGGGGAAAUGAAAGCUGAGGUGAUUGGAGGGCACAAGGCAUGGCUUGUAAUUGAAGAAGUGAGAGAAAUGAUCAAAAACUUUGUAUAGUUAAUACUACUAGUUCAAAUCUCAUGACUGCCUCUUGUGUUCAUAAGCAACAAAUUUCUUUUUUUCCUUGUCCCGAAGUUUGACAUCAAUUUGUAUAUUAAGCAAAGGACGUUUCAAUA
Capsicum annuum is the source of this 713-nucleotide messenger RNA. Its product is annotated as thioredoxin-like 3-1, chloroplastic. Lineage: Eukaryota; Viridiplantae; Streptophyta; Magnoliopsida; Solanales; Solanaceae. Gene Ontology annotation, cellular component: chloroplast stroma. The record is from RefSeq and is a predicted model, not a curated record.